Molecule: messenger RNA, 2160 nt
Organism: Bactrocera tryoni
Lineage: Eukaryota; Metazoa; Arthropoda; Insecta; Diptera; Tephritidae
Gene: TM9SF3
Product: transmembrane 9 superfamily member 3
Exons: 8
Coding region: 286-2037 (583 amino acids)
Biological process (GO): protein localization to membrane
Cellular component (GO): membrane
Source: RefSeq, a predicted model, not a curated record
UGCGUAGAAUUUUCAAUACGUGUAUUGUCUUUGGAUUCCCGAAAGGCCUAAAUUUGUAUUACCCCACUUAAAGGAAUACAAUUACCUUAAAAUUUUAAAGAGGAUAAUUUGGCAUUCCAGCUGCUUAAAUGUCCUAAAGAUUUAAAACUGUUAUUGAAGGGAACGAUUGUAUAUGUGCCCAUAAGGAAUUCAAUAUUCGAGUUUGAAAACAGUGUUAUGCGAAUGAGACAAGUAUAAUUCUAUAGAAAAAUCUUAUUUGUUUUAUAUUAUAGCAAAUAAACUGUGAUGUGGCUAAUAAGUGCGGUCCCAAUUUGUUUGAUAUUGUUAUUGAGCAGUUGGUGUGUAGUGGCGGAUGAGCAUAAUCAUAAGUACAAUGACCGUGAAGAAGUCGUAUUAUGGAUGAAUACAGUUGGGCCAUAUCACAACCGGCAAGAAACAUAUGCGUACUUUUCCUUGCCUUUCUGUAGUGGUGCGAAACAAAGCAUUUCCCACUAUCAUGAGACGCUUAGCGAAGCGCUACAAGGAGUUGAAUUGGAAUUCAGUGGCUACGAAAUUGACUUUAAAGUGGACGUAUCACCAACCGUAAUAUGCAUGAUCGAUUUAACUAUUGAUAAAGUUAAAGCCUUUACAUAUGCGGUUAAAAACCAAUACUGGUAUCAAAUGUAUAUAGAUGGUUUACCUAUUUGGGGUGAAGUUGGUAAAAAGGACGAUCAAGAAGAAAAGUAUGGUAUUUUCACACACAAAAGAUUUGAAAUUGGCUACAAUGGCCAACAAAUUGUUGACAUAACUCUUCACAACGAGAAAAAAGAGUUACUGACACCAGGAGCUAAGAUUAAAUUUUCUUAUGAAGUUAACUGGAAACAGAGUUCAGUUGAAUUCAAAAACCGUUUUGAUAAAUAUUUGGAUCCUAAAUUUUUUCAACAUAGAAUCCACUGGUUCAGUAUUUUCAAUAGUUUUAUGAUGGUUAUAUUUUUGGUUGGAUUGGUGUCAAUGAUUCUCAUGCGAACGUUGCGCAAAGACUACGCUCGUUACAGUAAAGAUGAAGAAAUAGAUGACAUGGAACGGGACUUAGGAGAUGAAUAUGGCUGGAAACAAGUACAUGGUGAUGUUUUCAGAACUCCACCGCACGCAUUAGUAUUUUCUGCUGUAAUAGGAGCUGGUUGUCAAUUAAUUUCCGUAGUGCUUGGCGUCAUAUUAUUUGCGAUUGUUGGGGAAUUAUACACUGAGCGUGGAUCAAUGCUUUCUACUGCCAUAUUUGUGUACGCAGCAACGUCGCCUGUCAAUGGAUAUUUUGGUGGAUCGUUAUAUGCUCGGUUAGGAGGCCGAAUGUGGAUACGUCAAAUGCUGGUGUCUGCAUUUAUGGUUCCAGUUUUUGUUUGCGGCACAGCAUUCUUUAUCAAUUUUAUUGCUAUUGGUUAUCAUGCAUCGCGUGCUAUACCUUUUGGAACAAUGAUUGCCGUCACGUGUAUAUGCAUUUUCGUUGUUUUGCCACUUACAUUAGCAGGAACUGUGGUAGGACGCAAUUUAGAUGGACAGCCAGAUCAUCCUUGUCGAGUGAACGCUGUGCCUCGUCCUAUACCAGAAAAGAAGUGGUUUAUGGAACCAGCUAUUAUAAUUUUACUUGGUGGAGUAUUACCAUUUGGCUCAAUAUUUAUAGAAAUGUACUUUAUUUUCACGUCAUUUUGGGCCUAUAAAAUUUACUACGUGUAUGGUUUCAUGCUAUUAGUUUUCACCAUAUUAAUGAUUGUAACGGUAUGCGUAACAAUUGUAUGCACUUAUUUCCUUUUAAACGCAGAGGAUUAUCGGUGGCAGUGGACGAGCUUUAUGUCAGCGGCAUCAACUUCAAUUUACGUUUACGCUUAUUCAUUCUACUAUUUCUUCUUUAAAACAAAAAUGUAUGGUCUUUUUCAAACUGCUUUCUACUUUGGAUAUAUGGCAUUGUUCAGCGGUGCUUUAGGAAUUAUAUGUGGUACUGUUGGGUAUUUGGGAACAAGUGUAUUUGUACGAAAAAUCUAUUCUAAUGUUAAAAUAGAUUAGAAUGCGUAUAUUAUAAUCUUCUUGGCCCUUCAGCCUGUUGUAAUUAUUAAACUCCACGUAUAUUUAGUAUUUUGGUUCGAUUUAAUUUCACAUUUAAUUUAAUUAAAUGUUAAUUCUUUAGAA